Messenger RNA from Magallana angulata, 1224 nucleotides. Its product is annotated as interferon alpha-inducible protein 27-like protein 2B. The transcript is spliced from 4 exons. Lineage: Eukaryota; Metazoa; Mollusca; Bivalvia; Ostreida; Ostreidae. Gene Ontology annotation, biological process: apoptotic signaling pathway. The record is from RefSeq and is a predicted model, not a curated record. Gene Ontology annotation, cellular component: mitochondrion; membrane. Bases 70 to 591 code for a protein of 173 amino acids.
AGAAACCAGUCAAGCACGACGUAUAAGUAAUUGAUUUGACGGAACCAAGAUAGCAGUGGCCAUUGUAACAUGGCGUCAGCAGUGAACGGUGUGUUGUUGGUCUGUCUGUGUGUGGGACUGGUUUCAUUCGUUGAUUCCGAAUGUCCAAGAGCCAGCAGUUAUGGUUUCUGGGUGGAACAUAACAACGACGGGCGCUGUAUUUUGAAGUGUGAUGACGGAUACGAACCCUCAGGCUGUCAUGUACUACGAUACUCACACAACGAAAGGAAAUGGAACCACGAUGUCCCUACUUGUGAAAGAAAGUCUCUUGUGUCUGGGAAGACUGUAGUAGCAGUGGGAACUGGAGUAGCGGCUGUCCUAGCUGUCCCCGCUGUUUUAGCGGGAGCUGGGUUUACAGCAGCAGGGGUAGCAGCUGGGUCCAUAGCUGCUAUGCUACAGGCCCCGUUUACAGCGGCGGGUAGCUGGUUUGCUUUAGCACAGAGUGCUGGUGUUGUUGGGACGGCUGCUACCACUAAAGGGGCAGUGGCGACAUUGACAGGGGCGAUAACCUAUGCGACGUCCUCUGCGUUCUCCAAUUGUGAAGAAGAAUAGCUGGAUUAUGGCGUGUUUGCUGUGAAAGCUUAAGGUCAAGAUCUAGUAAAUGAUUCCAGAGUGUCUUUUUGGUGCUAGAACCAUUAUGACGUAAUAAUUGAUUUGAAGAGUCUUUUCCCCAUACUUUACGGCUUUAAAGGAAUUAUGAAGAAAAUUAAACAAUUUCUUGGCAUUUUAUGUUAAAUCAUGGGAAAAGUAAUCCCGGUACCUAUAUUCAAUUUGACAUCAUUUUAAAGGGGAGGUCAAAAGCUUGUUUAAUGUCGUUUUUGGAGAGACUGUAGGCUUUCUAGAUAUAUUUCAUUUGUCAAAAAUAGACAAAACUCCAAGAUUUGUUACUUUUUUCCUUUAUAAUUCAUAUAAAAUGCUUGUUUAAAACAUGAUUUUUCAUUGUGUUUACCAAACAUUUAAGUCCCAGUAUAAACUAUGAAACAAAGCUAUUAUUAUGAAGCAUCAUUAAAAGAUUUUCUACCUUGAAUGACAUAAACCUGUAGGCAACUUACAUUUACUAGAUCUUGACCUUUAGCGAAUUCAUUAAAUCUUUAUAAAGACACUCACGAAUUUAUUGCUCUUGGUUUCGUUCGUAUUCUUAAUUUUACUUUUUUGACAUUCUAAUAAAAAGAUUCUACAAUUAUA